CUAUUGGCUCGGAAACUUCCGGCUUCUUCCUCUUAGGUGAGAUUAACAAAACAGAAAAAUCAACACUAUAGUGAGUAGACAUUUGGAAUAGAUAGAGGGUACAUUUCUCUCCGUAGACGGUUUUACCCUUUGCCUUAGCGUGUUGUGUAGUGUUCACCGUGUAGGAUUAAUAAGGAGCUGCCGGGGCUCUCAACUACAGUAGAGUAUUUAGCUCGAAGCGGAUUGCAGCAAUGAUGGCGUCAAGCUACAACGCUAAGGAAGAGGACGCUAACCACCCCGGUGCUGCGAAUCACGCAGGGGCAGGGGUUGUGAAAAGUAAAAAGCCGGACAACACAGCGUUCAAACAGCAGAGACUACCCGCAUGGCAGCCCAUCCUGACAGCUGGCACCGUGUUGCCCGCUUUCUUCGUUAUCGGACUCAUCUUCAUCCCCAUUGGCAUCGGCCUGUAUGUCACUUCCAACAACAUCAAAGAGUUCGAGAUUGACUACACUGGUGCAAACAUUGACAAUCCAUGCUACAACUGUGCUAAGAACUUCAGCUGGAACAGCACAGCACAGUGUGUCUGCGCCGUGACGUUCACAUUGGAGCAGCCAUUUGAGAGCAAUGUCUUCAUGUACUACGGCUUAUCCAACUUCUAUCAGAACCACCGACGUUAUGUUAAGUCCCGAGAUGACAGCCAGCUGAAUGGUGACCGGUCUGCUUUAACGAACCCCAGCAAGGAAUGUGAACCUUACCGUAGAAGUGAGGGAUCCCCCAUUGCUCCAUGUGGGGCCAUAGCUAACAGCCUUUUCAAUGACACUCUGCAGCUGUAUCACAUCGACUCCAACGGCACCUUGAAUGAAAUUCCUCUGGUCAAGAAGGGAAUUGCGUGGUGGACGGACAAACAUGUGAAAUUCAGGAACCCUGGUGGAAACAACAACCUAACUGUAGCUUUUCAAGGCACAUCUAAGCCGGUGAACUGGAAGAAGCCAGUGUUCGAGUUGGACCCCGAAGAUCCUGAGAACAACGGCUUCAUCAACGAGGACUUCAUCGUGUGGAUGCGUACAGCGGCGCUGCCCACCUUUCGCAAGCUCUAUCGCAUCAUCCAGAAGAAGCCGAGCACAACCCCCACUCUACCCAGUGGCAAAUACGUCUUGAACGUCACUUACAAUUACCCCGUGCUCAGCUUUGAUGGUCGCAAGCGGAUGAUCCUGAGCACCAUCUCCUGGAUGGGAGGGAAGAACCCCUUCCUUGGCAUUGCCUAUAUCACUGUGGGCUCCAUCUGCUUCUUCCUGGGUGUCGUUCUGCUCAUCAUCCACCAUAAAUAUGACAACCGCAACAACAGUGCAGAUAUUUCAAACUAAACUGCUCUUUUAUCACGUUCUUCCCGUCUAUGCAUGCAUGAGGGGACCCCAAAGUGUCCGUUCUGGACUGCUUGUUGACUGUAGCGUGAAUACACUGGUCUCAGUCAUUUGUUGUGUGUUUGUGUAAAGACAGCAUUGUCUUUAGUGUCUCAUCAAAAGCUGUGUUUUUGUGUUGGGCAACUAAGGCAAAUGAAAGAUGCUACAGUCUGUGUCUGUGUGCAUAUAGCUUUAUGUCAGCUGCAGAGAAUGUCAUAUCCUGUCUUCUAUUUAUCUAUACAUUAUCAAAGUGUCCGUUUUAUUUUAGCAGUGCUUUGCGAAUGGCUUAAUUACUGAAGGAUGUGUGUAUUUUUAAUGCAAGUUUUUGUCUAUAUUAUGUACUGUAGUAGUAUGUCCUGCUGAUGAAUGUACCAUUAUACAUUACAGAUUUUGAGAUGACCUUGAACAUAGAAUGGGGAAAGUCAUUGCUCGUGUGCCGUUAAUAAUCGAUAGCAGCACUGAUAUUUAACUUGAAGUAUAUUAUGCUUGCCAAGUCAUAGUAUACUUAUGACGAGUAGUACCAAAAGUGUGAUUAUUUACCUCCACUGUAACUGAAACUCAGCCAGUCACAAGGCAUAUUUUUCAAAUUACAAUCUGAUGCUUAUUAAUAAGGAAAAGUGGAAUUAUAAUCGUAUACUAUUAUAUCCAGUAUUCUAAUUAUCUGGGAAGCGUCGCAGGCUGAUGAGAGCACAACUAUUUAAUUUUGACAGUUGGGCCUGAGUGCUGGAUUAACUUGCGUUCUGUAAUGUUGACCAAAUGAUAUGCACUUUAAAAGUGUCACAUUUGUAAGUCACCAACUUGUUUGUUAUUUUCUGUUACAAAAUGUCAUUCUGGAUUUAAGUUGAGUAAAUGGUUUAAAUUUGAAAUUUAUGGGUUUUAUACAAGGUUUUUAGGGUCCAAUUAAAGAAUUUGGUGAAUGUU
Gymnodraco acuticeps is the source of this 2300-nucleotide messenger RNA. Its product is annotated as cell cycle control protein 50A-like. The coding region runs from base 231 to 1343 and encodes 370 amino acids. Lineage: Eukaryota; Metazoa; Chordata; Actinopteri; Perciformes; Bathydraconidae. Gene Ontology annotation, cellular component: Golgi apparatus; endoplasmic reticulum; plasma membrane. The record is from RefSeq and is a predicted model, not a curated record. The transcript has 7 exons. Gene Ontology annotation, biological process: phospholipid translocation.